AUGGUCGACAGCUUCACGCGGUUCCUGCCGGGCCUGCGCAGCAGCAACAGCAGCACCCGGCACCGCGCAGCGCAGAGCUUGCGUCUGUACAUCGAGUCCGAGUCUCGCGACCUGUCGCAUGGACUCUAUAUGAAGUGGGUCACGGACAUUAGCGCGCGUCUGCUGCAACUGUGCAACGCGAACGAGAGCGCCGAUCGGAUGGGCGGUAUUGCAGCCAUGGACGAGCUCGUGGAGCUCUUCAUCGCCGAGCGCAACGACCAGACGAUCAUUGAGUUUGCCCACUCGCUCACGAGGGUGUUUGAGAAGAUCCCGAGCGCUGACCCGCCCAUGCUGCGCGUUGCCGCGAAGGCCCUGGGCCACAUUGUGUCAACGGGCGGGACGAGUCUCAUUGAGUUUGUCGAAGAUUACCACGUCAAGCCCGCGCUCGAGUGGCUCAAGAACGAGACGUUCCACGUGCGCCGACACGCUGCCGUCAUGAUCCUCAAGGAGCUGUCGAUCAACGCGCCGUCAACGUCGUUUCGGUACAUGGACAAGUACUUUGACUUUAUCUGGAGUGCCUUUUGGGACUCGAAAGUUGUCGUGCGUGUGAGUGCGAGUGAGUCGUUGCAGUCGUGCUUGAUGCUCAUUCAGCAGCGCGAAUCGAACCGCAAGACGUCGUGGUACAACCGCGCGCUCGAUGAAGCGGAGGGAGCAUUCAAGCGCAAUAGCUCCGAAGCGACACAUGGUGCACUGCUCAUACUGAACGAGCUGCUGCGCAAUACGGGGGACUUUAUGCACUCGCACUACGCGCGUGCUUGUCGACUGGUGUUCAGUCACCAAGACCACAAAAGCGCGACUGUGCGUUCUGCUGUGAUCAAUCUCUUUCCGCGUCUCGCCAAGUUUAACACGUCGGUGUUUGUGGAAAAGUGCUACCGGCCGUGCAUGAACCAUCUGCUUGAGGUGCUUUUCUCGGCAACAACGACGACGCGUCCUGAUGCGCUGCUUUCGAUUGGAAAGCUGUCGUUGGCGAUUGGACCGUUGUUAGCAAGAGACGAGCAGGCACUGAUGGCGGUGAUGAAUGGAAUCAAGAGCGGACUGCAAGUGCGCAAAAAAGACUAUGAUACACACCGAGAGGCACUUGCGUGUCUGCGCAUGCUGGCAGAGACUGUGGGGCCUGCGCUUAUUCGGGUCGACUUAGAGUCCAUGGUGGGGCCGCUUUUCCAGAAUGACUUGGAUUCAUCGCUGGUCGAGACAUUAACAACCAUUGCGAAGAGGAUCUUGCCCAUGAAGCCCGUUAUCCAGCAAAAGUUGUUUGAAAGGUUAAGCUCGAUUCUACGUUCGAGACAAAACGAGACUACCGGGUCAACCACAACUCCCACCAGUAGGCGGCUCAAGACAACCUCUAUUUCCGUGACAGGUGGAAUGCUGUCUAACCUGUUUCUUUCUGCGACGGGGUCAAAGACCAAUGGAGCAUCCGAAAGUGGUGCCACAUCAACCGACGUGUCAUCAGCGAUUGCAAUGCAAGCGCUUGCGCUAGAGACAUUGGCCAACUUCGACUUCCAGGGCAACCGGCUCAUCCCGAUCAUGUCAUUCGUCCACGAAACAGUGGUCAAAUUCCUUGACCAUGAAGUUGCUACCAUUCGUAAGAGUGCAGCACUCACGUGCUGUAAACUACUUCUACCAUCAAUCGAAGACCGCAGUGGUGGUGCAACAAUGACAUCGGAAGAUUUUGCUCGCCCUGUCACGUCAGUGCUAGAGCGCUUGUUAACAGUAGGUAUUGCUGAUACGGAGGCAAGUAUUCGUCUGCGUGUUUUGGCAUCGCUGGAUUCACGUUUCGAUCCGUUGCUGGCUCUAAACGACAACUUGCGAUGCCUUUUCAUUGCGUUGAACGACGAGGUGUUCAGCAUUCGUCAAACGGCCAUGAGUACGCUUGGGAGACUGACGCACCACAAUCCGUCCACCGUGUUGCCAUCUCUCCGUCAAACGUUGGUGCAGCUUUUGGCUGAACUGGAGUUUAGUGGGGACUCACGAGGCAAGGAAGAGGGUGCGCUUUUGAUUGGUUGCUUGUUGCGGUCAGCGUCACAGCUAGCUCAGCCGUAUGUUCUCCCUAUUCUCCGCGUUCUGAUGAAGAAUUUGCGUGAAGACUCCGAACGCCGUAGCCACAAUCGAAGCACGGUUAGUGUAAGCAAAGCUAUUUUGGCAACCUUGGGUGACUUAGCGGAAGUUGGAGCACAAGAACUGACGCCGUAUCUCGGCCAGCUGUUGCCAGAUGUUAUUGAUGAGAUGCGGGACUCUAGCAAUCCACAAAUCUUGCAAGUCGCUAUCAAAACUCUCGGCCAGUUGGUGUCAUCGACCGGCUAUGUAGUACUGCCUUACCACGAGUACCCGGAGCUACUGGACUUGCUCUGCCAAGCGUUGCAAAAGUCAGGUGAUGCUUUCGAAUCGUUACGGGUCGAAGCGGGGCGUACAAUUGGUGUCUUGGGUGCGCUGGAUCCGUAUAAUCUUCGUUUGUUCCACUUGCAACUGCAAGGUAAGCUCACGGAUGCAAAGAAGAAAGAGUUUUGCUCCAGUGCUUUUGCUGUCGGCGCCGGUGGAGUGUUCAGUCUGAUGGUCAACGCAGAUCCAUCCGAAGCACUGACAAGUAACGGAUUUGGCGCCGGACCUACGGAGGCUCAUAUUGGCAUUCGUAUUGGCAAACGAAUUGGCGGACAUGGGCUGCUAGAUGACGGCGCUGAGGAAGCUGCUCUUCAUCUCGAAGAAUCUCUGUUUUUGACGCCGACACGAAAGGUGGCCAAGAAUGACAAGCAAGUCAGUGGAAAACUGAGCAACAUCAUCUUGGAGAUUCCACCUAAUGAUCUGUUGCCAUCUAUGAUCUCCGACUCGUUCCAGUAUUUCCCUUCAGUGGCGAUCAACGCGUUGAUUCGCAUACUGCUCGAACCACGUAACUCGGUGCACUACCAGGGCACUUUUAUGGCUAUCAUGUACAUUUGCAAAAGCCAGCGGAAACGUGUGGGACAACACUUGGACAAGAUCAUUCCAGCGUUUCUCUACACUUUGGAGAAAGUAAACCGUUCACUGCGCAAAUUUCUCUUCGAGCAGCUCUGUGACCUGGUACGAAUUGUCGAGGAGCAGAUUCAGCCCCACUUGGACCACGUAGCACUGCUUUCAAUCGUCAACAGCUAUUGGGACGAACAUCUCGAAGAGGUCCUCAACUUGGUCAAGAAUCUGGCAAACUCGCUUGGCGAGAAGUUUCGUGUUUACUUGCCUGAUCUCGUUCCUCAGAUGUUGCGCGUGAUUCGGACGGAGCGUGACAACACCGCCCGGCCACGGACACUAUUGGUGCUGAAAACUGCCGUGUCUCUUGGACGCUUGCUGGAUGGAUAUCUUCACUUGAUUAUUCCAGCACUCGUGGCGCUCAUUCAGAGCGAUGCGGAUGUGAAUGCGAGGAAGCAAGGUCUGGGCUCACUCGGAUCGCUUGUGAAGAAGCUAAAUGUAAGCGUGUAUGCGUCGAAGAUUAUCCACAUGCUUGCGCGUGUGAUCUCGUCUCAGCCGGAGAUGGUGUAUCUGGCUAUGGAUUGUCUUUGCUGCAUGGUCUACACGAUGGGCGACGACUAUGCAAUCUUUGUUCCGAUUAUCAGCCAGGUCCUAGGUCGCAACACAUCGCGUUCGAACGACAUAUUCGAUCGCUACGAUCUCCUCGUGUCGAAGAUCUUGAAGUACCAGCCGUUGCCCGUGGCAUCAUGGGCGACGGAUCCACUUAAAUCACGUGCCGAUGCUUCGAGUGAUCGCAAGGAAUCGAAUUUGUCUGCCCAAGACGAAACGAAAAGCUUACCAUGCGACCAAAAAAACUUGAUGAAGGCAUGGGAAGCGUCACAGCGGUCCACGAAGGAGGACUGGAACGAGUGGAUUCUUGCUUUCUCGGUGGAAUUGCUCCGAGAGUCACCGUCACCUGUCCUACGAGCUUGCAAAGAGCUGGCUUCGGUGUACCAGCCUUUGGCACGAGAGCUGUUCAACGCAUCGUUCGUGAGUGUGUGGCCUCACCUGUCAUCGUCGACUCAGGACAACUUGAUUCGAGCUCUGGAGUCAGCCUUCCAAUCGCCCCAUUUGCCAUCUGAGAUCCUGCAAACGCUGCUCAAUCUUGCUGAGUUCAUGGAGCAUGAUGAUCAACCUUUGCCGAUCGAUAUUCGGUUGCUUGGAUCAUUGGCUGACAAAUGCCAUUCUUUUGCCAAGGCUCUUCACUACAAAGAGCUUGAGUUCAACACCAAUCCAAGCACCGAUGGGAUCCAGGCACUCAUCAGUAUCAACUCGAAGCUGAACCAGCCGGAGGCGGCGCGCGGUAUUCUGAAAUAUGCCUUGGAAAAGCUGGCGGGUAUCGAAGUGAAGGCUUCGUGGCACGAAAAGCUUUUGCGCUGGGACGACGCGUUAGCAACACACGACCGUGUACUGCAAGAACAGCCGAAUAAUGUGGAGUCUAUCUUUGGCAAGAUGCGUUGCCUGUGGGCAAUUGGCGAGUGGCGUAAGCUGAAUGACCACGUCCAAGAGACAUGGUCCAAGAUUUACGGCGAGAGUCAAGACUUGAACGGUGAACACACAGAUGGCGAAACGUUGCUGGAUGUGCCUCCGGCUUUGAAAAAAGAGUUAUGCAGUAGUGGCGCUCGGGUGGCCUUUUCGCUGCAGAACUGGGACUCGAUUCCGAAGUACAUCAACUCGGACAUGGAUGCUACAGAGUCGCAUCUGUUCAAAGCAGUUGUGUCGAUACGACGUAUGGAGCUGGAUGAAGCCAUGGGCUCCAUUGCUGAUUGCCGAAAAGAGAUGGAUCCGACGUUGCGUUCCCUGGUGAGCGAGAGUUAUGCGCGAGCGUAUCUUCCAUCUAUUGUAAAUUUGCAGAUGCUGACGGAGUUGGAGGAGAUAGUCGCCUAUCUGAAAACAUUCGCUUGCAGGAACAACGGUGAGCUUACGCUUUUGUCAGCGCCUGUGUCAUCGUCAUCAAUGUCUGCGACCGCAUCACGUCGCAAACAAAGCAUCAGUAGUCUUAACUUUGUGUCCUCGGCGCCGUCAACAUCGUAUGGACAUGAGAAACAAGUAGCACUGAAGAAACUGCAAACGAUCUGGACUAGACGAAUGCUAGGAGUGGAGCGCAGCAUCGAAGUGUGGCAGAGCCUCAUGUUGGUGCGAUCGCUGGUGUUUGAUCCCAAGGAAGACGUUGAUAUCUGGCUGAAGUAUGCACGUUUGUGCUUGAAGUCGGGGCACAUCAACCUCGCUGCUAGCGCUCUAUGGCGCGUUGGCGCACAACCGUUUAUUCGCAGUGUCGAACGAGACCCCUACGCACCGAUCCCGAUCAACCUCGGUGGCAACGUCGGAGCCAGUCAAGGUUUUGCGAAUGGGCUACUAAGUCUAGCGGAUAGCACGGCGCAGGACCCGCGUGUGGCGUUUAGCUUUUUGCGACAUUUGUGGGCAGAAAACCGCGAAGACGUGGCUCUGAAGCAAAUGGAUUACUUCAUCGAGGCUCUGGAGCAGCACGGAGAUCCAGCAAAUGAAGAUAUGCGCAGGCUGCGUGUUCAAGUGUACAUCCAACUCGGCGAAUGGCAAAUGUCCCUGUCAGAGCCGCACAAGCAAGCUGAUGGAGCGUUCGACCAUGUCCUCGAGUGUCUGGAGACCGCGACAAAGUUGGACCCGACCAAUGAUCGCGCGUGGCACGAGUGGGCCCUCAUGAACUUCAGGGCACUUGAAGCUACCAUGAAGGAAUUUGGCCAAGGAGACCCAAAGCGUUAUGCUGUUCGGGCCAUCCAGGGUUUCUUCCGGUCAAUCUCGUUCGGUCACACGAGUUAUGAUGUGACGAAAGACGUUUUGCGCUUGCUGACACUCUGGUUCGCGCAGGGCAAUCGUAGCGACGUCCACAUAGCGAUGGUCGAGGGUUUCCACGAGGCGUCUAUUGAUACGUGGUUGGAUGUCAUUCCGCAGCUUAUUGCGCGUAUUGACACGCCGAACCCGAAAACGAGCGAGCUACUGCAUGAUCUGCUCUCCCGAAUCGGACAGGCACAUCCUCAGGCGCUAAUUUACCCUAUCACUGUGGCGUCGAAGGCUUUACACCCUACUCGAAAGCUUGCGGCCGAAGGAAUUCUUGCUGCUGUGCGCCGACAUAGCUCUCAGCUCGUGUACGAGGCUGAUAUGGUGUCGCGCGAGCUCAUUCGUGUGGCCAUCUUGUGGAAUGAGUUGUGGCACGGUGCUCUCGAAGAAGCGUCGAAGCACUUCUUCAAUAAUCGCGAUGUGACUGCUAUGAUAGCUGAGCUAGCUCCACUUCACGAGCUGAUGGAUCAAAUUGGCACGGAGGAAACACCCACACUGCGUGAGGUAGCGUUCUACCAAGCGUUUGCGCGAGACCUCAAGUACGCGAAGGAAUGGACAAACGUGUACGAGCGCACAAAGAGCCUGGACGAUUUGAAUCAAGCGUGGGAUAUCUAUUACAGUGUUUUCUCCAAGAUCCGCAAGCAGCUCGCAAACCUUUCUGCGCUGGAACUGGCCAACGUCGGACCGAAGUUGCUGUCAGUGCGCAAUCUCGUGCUUGCGGUACCAGGCACGUACAAGGCUGGUGCCCCGAUUGUCCGUAUCCAGUCCUUCGAUACUAAAGUCACAGUACUCACGUCGAAGCAGCGACCGAGAAAGGUGUCGAUCAACGGAAGCGAUGGGAAAGCGUACCCGUUCCUGCUCAAAGGACACGAGGACUUGCGCCAGGAUGAGCGGGUGAUGCAGCUCUUUGGCGUGAUCAACACACUGCUGGCCAACGACAGCGACACCAGCAAACGCAACUUGGCUAUUCAGCGGUACUCGGUGCUGCCAUUGUCCCACACGAGCGGCUUGAUCGGAUGGGUGCCCAACUGUGACACCUUGCACCAGCUUAUCCGCGACUACCGUGAGGCGCGUAAGAUCCAGCUGAACGUCGAGCACCGUCUGAUGGUGCAGAUGGCCCCAGACUACGACAAGCUGCCGCUCAUGCAGAAGGUUGAGGCAUUCAAAUAUGCACUAGGCGAGACGACGGGUCAAGAUCUCUAUCGCGUGUUGUGGCUGAAGAGCCAAGACUCAGAAGUAUGGCUCGACCGCCGCCGAAACUUCACGCGCUCGCUAGCUGUCAUGUCGAUGGCUGGGUACAUCCUUGGUCUCGGUGAUCGUCACCCGAGCAAUCUUAUGCUCGAUCGUGUGUCCGGCAAACUCGUUCACAUCGACUUUGGUGACUGCUUUGAAGUAGCGAUGGAGCGCGACAAGUACCCGGAGAAAAUCCCAUUCCGACUGACACGCAUGCUUACGCAGGCAAUGGAGGUUAGUGGCAUCGAAGGCAAUUUCCGGUACACAUGCGAAGCAUCGAUGCGCGUACUUCGUGACAACCGCGACUCGCUUAUGGCAGUGCUGGAGGCUUUCGUGUACGACCCUCUCAUCAAUUGGCGUUUGCUCAAGAAAGACACUGUGCCGUCCCACGCGCAGCCUGAGGAUGAUAGUGCAGGCGGUGCUGAGCCGGGAGGAGGCACUGAAGGCGGCGCGAACGCUAGCGGUGGUGAGAGUUCCAUGCGUGUCAGGCGUGAAAGCGAAACUGAUGUCGACGACGAUGGCGAUGAGGAAGGUGAUGCUGCAAACGAUGGGACUUUGGACGAGGACAAGCUGCUGGAGAAUAGUGUGAAGAGCUCGACGUCAUCGACCACCGUGACUCCUAGGAGGCGCCGCAACUCUUCAUCGGAGGCCGCAAUGCUGGGCUUUAACAUGGACAUGCUCGACUCAGCAAUGGCGCGCAACUCGAUGGCAGAAGGGCAGCGCGACAACUUCGGCACGUCGUUCGUGGCAGCUGCACACCCGCAAUUGAACGAGAAAGCAUUGAGCGUCAUCGAGCGCGUCAAGAAAAAACUCGCUGGUCGCGACUUUGACGACGGAAGCAAAGUGCUGACGGUCGACGCACAAGUGGAUCGGCUGAUCCAUCAAGCCACGUCGCACGAGAACUUGUGCCAGCUCUACUACGGUUGGUGUCCAUUCUGGUAG
Molecule: messenger RNA, 8001 nt
Organism: Hyaloperonospora brassicae
Lineage: Eukaryota; Oomycota; Peronosporomycetes; Peronosporales; Peronosporaceae
Source: the annotation of a GenBank genome assembly